Molecule: messenger RNA, 2495 nt
Organism: Dipodomys ordii (Ord's kangaroo rat)
Lineage: Eukaryota; Metazoa; Chordata; Mammalia; Rodentia; Heteromyidae
Gene: Pdcl
Product: phosducin-like
Exons: 4
Coding region: 357-1262 (301 amino acids)
Biological process (GO): regulation of G protein-coupled receptor signaling pathway
Source: RefSeq, a predicted model, not a curated record
AUUGUCAAACUAAUGUCCCGGAGUCGUUUUCUGUUUUAACAGACCCCAUAUGACCGAGAACAAAUAAAAUAUACAUUUAUAAUGUACCUAAAAAAAUCUUUUGGAAUGCAAAGCAAAAGAGAAACCAGUACAGAACACUGUCGAGACAUUUUUGUCCCAACCUCGAACCCGUAUUUUCCCUAGCGGAAGCAGGGCCUCAUUGGUUGGCGUGCGCCCGCCAUCACGCCGGAAGGCCGCGUCAUUGGUCCGCGCGGUCGGGACUCCGGGAUCUUUUCUCCCAGCGCUCAGGUCGGUCGCGCUCCUUUCUUCCUCUCAGUGGGAGCCCGAAGGGAUCCGGACCGGCCAAGGCGGGUACCAUGACGACCCUGGAUGACAAGUUGCUGGGGGAGAAGAUGCAGUACUACUAUAGUACCAGUGAAGAUGAGGACAGUGACCAUGAAGACAAAGAAGGAAGUGGGGGUCCCCUGGCCAGUGGUUCCAUGCCUCCAGAGGCUGAGAUGGCAGGCGAAGGCAUUUCAGUUAACACAGGCCCAAAAGGUGUUAUCAAUGACUGGCGUCGCUUCAAGCAGUUGGAGACAGAGCAGAGGGAGGAACAGUGCCGGGAGAUGGAGAGGCUAAUCAAGAAGUUGUCCAUGACCUGCCGGUCCCAUCUGGAUGAAGAGGAGGAGCAACAGAAACAAAAAGACCUCCAGGAGAAGAUCAGUGGGAAGAUGACUCUGAAGGAGCUUGCUAUGAUGAAUGAGGACCAGGAUGAUCAAGAGUUUCUGCAGCAGUACCGGAAGCAGAGGAUGGAAGAGAUGCGACAGCAGUUUCAUAAGGGGCCUCAGUUCAGGCGGGUUUUUGAGAUCACCAGUGGAGAAGGGUUUUUGGAUAUAAUUGAUAAAGAACAGAAGAGCACUCUCAUCCUGGUUCAUAUUUAUGAGGAUGGCAUUCCAGGCACCGAAGCCAUGAAUGGUUGUAUGAUCUGCCUUGCCACGGAGUACCCGGCUGUCAAAUUUUGCCGUGUGAAGAGCUCAGUUAUUGGGGCCAGUAGUCGGUUCACCAGGAAUGCCCUUCCUGCCCUGCUCAUCUACAAGGGGGGUGAAUUGAUUGGCAAUUUUGUUCGUGUUACUGACCAGCUGGGAGAGGAUUUCUUUGCUGUGGACCUUGAAGCUUUUCUACAGGAGUUUGGAUUACUCCCAGAAAAAGAAGUCUUGGUGCUGACGUCUCUGCGUAACUCUGCCACCUGCCACAGUGAGGACAGCGAUCUGGAAAUAGAUUGAGCUGAUAAUCUGGUUGCAUAGAUUCCUUGUGGUUAGGCUGGAAGACACAUGUCUAUGUUUAUUUUUGUUCCUUCCUGUAUCUUCUGGCUUUCCAGCUGUUCUUUGUAGUCCCUUUAUUAUGUAGAAAGCCAAGAAAUUCCUAGAUUAAAUCCAAAUGCUGAUUCACCUUGCAGCUAGCAAUAAAGUGAUUUAGGAUUAUAUAAACAGGAAGCUAGGCUUUUGAGCUGUUUACUUAAGAUUCUCUGGCAUGACAUCUCUGUUGUUGUUUCCAGUCAAUAUUUACACAGGCAAUGUCCUGCAAAUUGUCUUUUAGUGACCUAGAGGUCUUUGCCAAGUCUGAGAGUAGAAUUCCCUAGUUAGUGUGUUAUGUGCAAUGUAAUCAAUGUAAUCAAAUGAUUCUAAGUUAUAUUUACUUGUAAUCAUACAAAGCAGUUACAUCCCUUCCCCUGCCCCCCAGAUGCUCUUCUCUACCGGGUCUGAGAUGUAGCUCAGUGGCAAAGUACUUGCCUAGUGUGCACAAGGCCCUGAGUUGGAGGCAGAUAACUAACGUUUACUACCCUGUCAGGACUGGUAACCUCUGUGUGUGGAGUCAGUGUCCUGCUCAGCGUUACGGCAUAUGCACCGGAGGAUGAUGGUCCUGCUGCUGGGAAACAGCAUCUUUUUGACCCAGACAUUGGAGCUGGGGUGCUCUGGAAAGCUUGUUGAAAUAGGACUUUUCAAUCCUACUUAUAGCUAUUAUGUCUGUCUUGGUUAUUUAAUAAGUUAACUUUUUAUUUAAUGGAUUUUUUUUAAACUUCUUUUUUUGCAUAUUGGAAAAAUAAUUUGUAUUCAGUAGGGGGAAAUUGGCCAAAAUGCAGAUGCCAAAAUAACAAAAUUAGAAUAAUCUCUAAUCUUACCAUCUAAACACUUACUAAUAUUUUGGUAUAUUUUUUACUAAGGUAUUUUCUAUGCAUACAUACAGACAUUUUGUUUGUUUUUAAGCGAAGCAUUGGGAUCAUUCUGAACAUACUGUUUUAUAGUAUGGCCAGCUAAUAUUAUAUCAGAAUUUUUUUAUAUUAUCAAAUACUCUUCUAUAGCAUUUAAAAGUAGCCAUAUAUUCCAUUGCAUAGACCUGCUAGACUUUGCUUUGUGGUUGUCUCAGAAAGAUAACAAACUUGCUGAGCCCUGGUGGCUCACGCCUGUAAUCCUAGCUACUGAGGAGGCUGAGAUCUGAGGAUCAUGGUUCAAAGCCAG